AGAAAGAACCCCUAAAAGCAGAAGAGAGGCGCCGCAAGCUAUUGUUGUUGACGAGAGAGAAGGAGGCUGCAGCGAUGGGUAAGAGACCGAAGAGUUCAAGGAAGGGAAAGAAAGAAUGGAGGGCCAACAUAAGCACUGAAGAUAUUGAAGAUUUUUAUGAUAAAACCACAAAAGAUGCUCUUUCCGGUGGUUCUUUAGCUGAUGUCCCUAGUGAUUCUCUUUUCUUCCUUGAUAAAUCCAGAGAUCUUUCUGUUAAGCGGAAGAUUGAGAAAAACAGAGAAAAAGUAUUGCGAUGUGAUAGUGUGUUGCAGAGAAACCCUUUUAUUAAAGCUAUUCCUUCCUCUACACAGAAUAAGCAAAAGUCCAAGAGAAAGGGUAAAGCUGUAUCCACACCAGUAGAUGAAGAUGCUGCACAGGGCAACGUGAAGGAUGAAAGUGCGCAUGUUUCUGGAGUUCUUGACUUGUGGGAAGAGAAAGAAGGAGUGAAGGCAAAAAUAAAAAAGAAGCCCAAGACUUGCAUUAUUCCUGCUGUUGAGGUUGAACAUCCUGGAUGUUCAUUCAAUCCUCACCCUGAGAGCCAUCAGGACGCUUUAGCUCGUGCUGUUGCAGAUGAAAUGCAGAAAAUGUACCAGCAUGAAUUGGGGCCUCAACCCAUCCCUUUAGUUGUCCCUGGUGAAGCUAUUGAUGAAGAAUAUAAAUAUUUCCUUGAGGCAGAUGCGGAUGGUACCGAUGAUGAUGAAAAUGAAAAUCAGGCUGAUGGAGGAGACGAGGAUGCAGAAAAGAGUUCUCAGAAAACCAAAAGGGUGACAAGGGUAGAGUUUAACCGGAGGGCUAGAAGGAAGGAACGAUUGAGAAUUGAAGCAGAAGACAAAAAAGUGAAGGGACUUUCAAAAGAAAUAGACAGUUUACCUGAAAUAAUGGAAGAAAUUGCAAAAGAGGAUGAAGAGAAACAUAACCGACAUCUCCGAAGGAUUGUUGCCAAACAAGAAAGAUUGAAAGCUCGUCCAUCUCGCUUGGGAAAGUACAAAUUUGAGCCUUCUCCACUCCAAGUUCUAUUGACCGAAGAGAAAACUGGUUCACUUCGGCAGUUGAAGGGCUGUUGUACACUAGUCAGAGAUCGUUACAAAAGCCUAGAGAAAAGAGGACUGAUUAUCCCAACAAAGAAGGGUAGCAGGAGGUAGAAUGGUUUCUUUGUGAAGACGAAGUGGAAUAUGUAGAGUCGAGAUAGCGAGAUGAGAAAGUGAAGCUGUUCUUCCAACGGUUUAAAUAGCAGGGAAAAUCAACAGCUGGUUUAGAACCAAAUAGAAAUAUCCCCUUUCGUCGCACUAAAAUUUUCGUUUUUAUAUGUUUUAAUUUUCGUUUUUGUAUGUUAUAAUGUUUACAAUACUGCACCUUUUUGGUUAUUGAAAUGUAGUAUAUGCAAGUGUUGUAGUUUCUUA
This is a messenger RNA of Salvia hispanica, 1439 nucleotides long. RefSeq names its product ribosome biogenesis protein NOP53. Gene Ontology annotation, cellular component: nucleolus. Gene Ontology annotation, biological process: rRNA processing; ribosomal large subunit assembly. NCBI's taxonomy places the organism in Eukaryota, Viridiplantae, Streptophyta, Magnoliopsida, Lamiales, Lamiaceae. The record is from RefSeq and is a predicted model, not a curated record. Gene Ontology annotation, molecular function: 5S rRNA binding.